AUGUCCCAUUUCUUGUACAAUCAAAGAUUAUGGGAAACCAAGAAGCCGAUGACAGAUGCCUAUAAUUAUAUUAUAAGUAUCGAGAUUCGAGUCCGAGGAGUAUCACAACAGGUAGAUCAUUACCUUGAUGAUCGACGUAACUCGCCAGCUUCUACUGCCAGUCGUGCUACACGGAGCCAAGCUGAUGAAGAAUCUUUCUUCACCAUGGAUGAAUAUCCUUACAGUUCACGGCCGCAAACGCCUGAUCCGUCGUUAAGGCAAUCAAUGGACAGAACUAACGAUCGAUGUAGAUUCGAGACCUCUCGACCUGUAUCAACGAUUGGGAGCCCGCCCACGUCUGAGUACAAUCCUAGACCAUUACAGCAAGCGGGGAGAGGUGGUCCACCACCUCCUUUAAUGCCAUCGUUCAGCAGCGAUGAUUGGAUUAACAGGCGUAAACCUCCACCAAGGGGAGCUUCAGUGGGGUUCAGCCCAAAUUGGCCAAUGAAUGCGUUACCACAUAUAAAGAUCACGCCAUUCAAUGGUGAUCCAAAGGAAUGGCCAACCUUUAUCUCUUCGUUUAGGGACAUGAUCCAUAAUGUGGUACCAUCGGACGCUCAACGCCAUGCUUUCUUAAAGCAGUUGCUCACUACAGAAGUUCGUUCCUACAUAGCCGAAUACUUGGACAAUCCGUCCACUUAUUAUGAUGCCUUAGUAAAACUGAAAAAGCGAUAUGGUCAACCACAAGUGGUUGCUCGGAGCCAUUUGAUGGCUCUUAUGAAUCUUCCAUCGAUCCGAGAUGAUGAUUCAGAGGCACUAGCCAAGCUCAAUCGAAUUCUUCAUGGAGCCAUGCAUGCCCUGAGGACCGGCGGAUAUGAGCAAGACUUGGAAUCGGGAAUGACUCUGAAACACGUCGUCUCCCGUUUACCUCCACGAAUGAGAAGUAGCUGGGGUGUGAAAGUGUACCGGAUGACUCCAACACGAGCUACUCUCAAGGAUCUAGCAAAGUGGAUAGACGAGAUGGUGAUGGGUGAAUUGAUGACCAGGCCGUCUACUCAUAGAUCACCAGCUCCACAGAAGGAAAAGAAAGCGGGAAGUGCUAAGCCUUCCACCAAACCAACUCCUCUCUUUGGUAAAGGUCCUGUUGUUUUUCACACCUCCACAACUCCACCAGUCAAGAAACCGCAGCAAAGUCCUCCCUCUGAGAGUAAUUCGUCAUCGCUGAAGAAAGGCGUUAUUAAGAAGUGCAUUUAUUGUGAUAAUGCCCAUUCGAUAAAAACCUGUUCCACAUUCAAAGAUCUAGACGUUGCAACUAGAGUGGAGUGGGUAAAAGAGAAACGAUUAUGUUUCAGGUGUCUGAUUGGAACACAUCGGGGAACUGAGUGUCCCACCGAAAUCGUCUGCAACAUUGGGAACUGUGGUCAACGACACCACCCUCUAUUGCACGGAGCACUUCGAGUUUAUCCCGCGAAUGCUUCAACCACUAAAAAUGCAGGCCAGCUAUCAGCAAAAUCGUCUGAUGGUCGUGCAAUGACCAUUAAAAACAGGGAUACGGCUAUCAACACUUCCCUAGCUAUCGUUCCUGUGUUACUUCAAGCUAACGGGGUGGAAAUAGAAACUUUCGCUUUUCUAGAUCCAGGAGCAACCGUUAACUUAAUUCGAGAGGAUGUAGCUAAAAAGCUCAAAUGCAAAGGGAAUGCAAGGAAUGUAUCCUUUGGCUUGUUUCACGGCCAAGACCCACAGUUUCAAUCAACUACGGUUAGUUUGACUGUUAAGGCUCGUGAUAGAUCUUUCGAAUCGGUUUUUAAGCAGGUUUCUACUGUGCCGACUCAGUACCUAAAGUUACCAUGCCCACCGAAGGAGUUAAUGGAGAUCCGAAAUCGUUACCCUCAUCUCAAAGACGUAAAAUUGGUUGAUGUUGGAGAACCAACCAUCCUUAUUGGAGCGGGAAACCAAUGGCUGCACUUACGUCUCGAUGAAAGACUACCUCCUGUUGGAACCGACGCUCUCUUUGGUUUAUUGACGCCAUUUGGUUGGACUUGCGUUGGCGAUCUAACAUUAGGGACGCAGCAGCAUGAUUCAACGGUUUGUCGUUCAAACAAACCACUGAUGACGGUGCAAAAACUCUGCUACCUUGUACAAGAAUCACCGAAGGAAGCACUACUUUUACGUCAAGUCGAGAAAUUGUGGGAAACGGAAAGCUUUCCAAUUGUAACUCCGGCUCAACCGCUAGAAUCAACCGAGGAUAAACUAGCGAGGAAGAAACUCGAUGCAACUAUUCAAUUCGACGGAGCCAGGUAUGAAGUAGGUCUACCAUGGGUUUCAGAUGCUAUCGCAUUACCCGACAAUUACAAUAGUGCAUUGCGUCGACUUUUCUCUAUCGAAAACAAAUUCGUUCACAAUUCUAAUUUUGCUGAGAGAUACAAAGCCGUAAUCGAUGACUAUGUGGCAAAGGGAUUCGUGCGGCCUCUCAAGGAAAGUGAAUUGAAGGGCACCUUUGGGAGAAAUUGGUACCUUCCCCAUCAUGGAGUCGUAAAUCCUCGAAAACCCGAAAAGGUUAGGGUGGUCUUCGACGCUUCGGCCAAGUACCAAGGAAUUGCACUUAACGAAGUUCUGGUAAAGGGUCCCAACCUUAUCAACGAUAUAGGUGCUACCCUUCUACUCCUUAGAGAAAAGCCGGUGUCCCUAUCUGGGGAUAUUCAGUUAAUGUUUCUUCAAGUUGGCGUGAAGAAAGAAGACCGUUCCGCUCUACGAUUCCUGUGGCGUACACCUGGUUCUCGAAAAAGACCCACCGUAUAUGAAAUGCAGCGGCAAAUCUUUGGAUCGGUUUCAUCCCCUUUUAUCUGCUCCCAAGUGCUUCGACAUAUUGCUGACCUACAUCGUGAAGAAUUUCCUGAAGCCGCUGAACGAGUCUAA
Molecule: messenger RNA, 2895 nt
Organism: Daphnia magna
Lineage: Eukaryota; Metazoa; Arthropoda; Branchiopoda; Diplostraca; Daphniidae
Exons: 1
Coding region: 1-2895 (964 amino acids)
Source: RefSeq, a predicted model, not a curated record